Messenger RNA from Macadamia integrifolia, 2258 nucleotides. RefSeq names its product two-component response regulator ORR26-like. Gene Ontology annotation, molecular function: DNA binding. Bases 59 to 2032 code for a protein of 657 amino acids. The transcript is spliced from 6 exons. Gene Ontology annotation, biological process: cytokinin-activated signaling pathway; phosphorelay signal transduction system. Lineage: Eukaryota; Viridiplantae; Streptophyta; Magnoliopsida; Proteales; Proteaceae. The record is from RefSeq and is a predicted model, not a curated record.
CAUUGUCUGUUCAAAGAUAUCUUCCUUAGUACAACCUUCUAGCUCUCUAUGUACAAACAUGGAUGACAAUAGAGCUUUGAUGACAAACCAAUCAAGUUGCAGUAAAACCAUUAGAGCUGGUAUUUGUGUUUUGGUUAUAGAUGGUGAUGCAACAUGCCUUAAAAUUAUUGAAGCAAUGCUAAGAAAGUUCCAAUACAAAGUUGUCACUAUUAAACAUGCAUCUGAUGCUUUGGCCAUUCUUCGGGAAAGACGAGGAGCAGUUAACAUUGUACUAACAGAUCUUCAUAUGCCUGAGAUGAAUGGACUUGCCCUCCUUGAGCACGUUGAGGCUGAAUUUAAGAUUCCUGUUGUUAAUCUAUCUCGUAAUACAGUAAUGUCUGAUGAUGCGGAUGAAGAUGUUGUUGCAUCAAGAUGCUUGAAAAGUGGCUCUUCAUUUUACUUUACAAAACCAUUAACUACAAGUGAGAUAAGUAGCCUCUGGCAAUAUGUAUACUUGAAGAGACACAAUGAUACAAUGGUAAUUGAGCAAAUAAGAAUCGAUUCAGAACCAUCAAAACAUGAGAAGGAUUCUAAUGAAGAUACUGAGUGUGGAUCCUCCAUCAAUGAAACCAAUUGGAGACAAAAAUCAUGGAAAGAAACCCCCAAAAGGAAGAAUCAGAAUGAGGGAGGAAAUAAAUAUGAUAAUGCAACACAAAAGAGUUCGAGGGUAGUUUGGACUCUUGGGCUUCACACCAAAUUCUUAGAUGCCAUUGAUCAAAUAGGCAUUCAUAGGGCUGUACCAAAAAAUAUACUUGAGGUGAUGAAUGUAGAAGGAUUAAAAAGAGAAAACGUCGCCAGUCAUUUGCAGAAAUAUCGCAUGUUUUUGAGACGAUUCAAGGAAGCGAGCAGAUCUAGCGAAUCAAGUAUUAUCAGGCAAAUGAACAGUGGAUCUCUAAAAUCAAGGUUUGCAUUAAGACGUCUUUCUCUAAUGCUCAAUGCAGAACAAGAGUUUUCUCGAUACUCUGAGCAACAGCGUGCACGCAGUUCUUUUCAACCAAGACUGGGAAGUUCCUCCAAAACUCAACAAAGCCAUGAAAAUUCCCUUCUAAAAGGGAAUAACAGAAAGCUGAAACAGCCUUCGGUUGACACAAUAUCGCAAAAUGAUGGUAACUAUUCAUCUUCCCAAAUGGAACCACUUAACAUUAAUCUUGCAAGCAGUAGAGACACAUUGAAGAUGAUCCAUCAACAAGCUCAGGCAAGGACUAGCCAGUUUCCUCAUGGCUUGCUUGAUCAUACCUUCAACACAACUAGCUUGCCUACUACCAACUCUCAGAUUAUUGGCAACCAAACAUUCAAUUUUUUUGGCAUAGGUCAUGGGCCAUCAAGUGGUACCAACAGUGGCUACAAUAGGAUGGAUUUUAUCCGAAAUGGAAAAAGUCCAGUAAUAGACACUGGGAAGUCUUCUCUAAUUCCUGGAUUCACUACACCUUAUACUGAUUAUGCUGCUCAAGGGUUAGCUUUUUCUAGUGGUUUAAUGCCUCGUCAAGUGUCAGCUCCUUCGGGCUGGUUUAUGCCUCAGGCAGUAGCUUCUUCCAGUGGGUUUGUUACCACUGACAGUAACUAUAGUUGGAUGGAUGAAAUCCGAAAUGGUAAAGGGCCUAUGAUAGACACUGGGAAAUCUCCUCUAAUUCCUGGAUUCACUUCAUCUUAUUCUGAUUAUGCUGCUCAAGGGAUAGCUUUUUCUAGUGGUUUAAUUCCUCAUCAAGUGUCAUCUCCUCCUUGCCGGUCUAUGCCUCAGGCAGUAGAUUCUUCCAGUGGGUUUGUUACUACUAAUCCUUUUUCACCAAUCCUCACUAAUGUUAGUCAUCAAGAACCACCUUGGCUGCCACCACCACCACCUCCACAACAGCAAAAUGACAUUGAGGUACUUGGAGAAGAAGUUGAUAGCAUAUGUGAGUCAAUGAAACUCAGCUCCCCAUUUGGAAACGUUUCAUCUGACCAAUCAAUUGAUGAAGACUAUAUAAAUGACAUUUUGUUCGAGCCAGUGGAAUAAUCAUCUAAUCAGCAAGACGUUGUGGAGAAGUAGCAGAUCUUCAAUAUUAAUGGCUGUCAGGUGGACAAUGACAAUCCAAUCAGUUGGAUAAUUUAGCUUUCUUUGAGUCCUUUGGUUUGGAAUGAUAUUCUGAGGAACAUUUAAAUUUAUGUUUACAAGUAGGACAUAGCAGUAUCAGUACUUGUAAUUGGAUUUGGUUUUUUUUUUUUUUUUUUUUUUUUUUUUU